CUACAAUAGAUCCCUCUAAACUAUAGCUAUAAUUAUAUAGAGACAUCUAUUUUUUAAGGGUGAGUAUCAUAUGACUUGACAGUGAGAAAUUGCAACAAAUCAGUAUGAGAUCUUCAAUAUUUAGUAAUGAUCCUCCGGGCUUAUCGUCCAGAAAGUCUAAAGGAUAUAAGAAAUCUAAAGGGUCGAGUCCCUAUAUAAGUUCACCAAUUACUCCCCAAUUAAGUACUAGAACUACUAAUAGUGAAGUAUCUACACCAUUACUUGAUUCUUCAUUAAAUAGUUCAAUAAAUACUUCUAAUCUACUCAAUAGUCAAAGACCUAAGAAACUAUCAUGGAAUCUAGAUGAACUUAUUUCAAGUUAUAAUGAUAGUGGAGUUCUCCCACCAAUACUAUCUCCCACCUUACCUGAAUUGAUUCUAACACCUCCGCAAAGUCAUGAUUCAGAAUCUGUAUCUAAAAGUACCAUAGUAUCACCCAAUCCCAAGCAUCCUAUGAAAAAGAGAUUACUUAUAGAUGAUGAUGAUGAUGAUAAUAAUAAUAAUAAUAAUAAUAAUAAUAAUAAUACUGUUCAACAUAAUCAUAAUCCUCAUGAAGAAAUGGUUGGUAAUACCAAACAUCAGAACUCGGAUCACGAUGAAGAUGUACCAUUAUCUAUGUUAUCACCUACAUUACCAUCUAUGUUUGAUAGUAGAACUAGUUCUAGUUCUACUUCUACAGUAAAUAUAUCAAAUAAACCAAAGACUCCCAAAGUAUUACCAUUGGUUCGGUCAGUAAAUAAACUUCAUGACCCUAUAAAACCAAAAUACUUUGUUCGAUUUAAUUUCCGUAAUAAGGAAAAAUAUAGAACAAUAUUCACAAUUCGAAAAUCAACAGAAACUCCUAAGGCUACAGGUUUAGGUAUAACCACAUUAGAUGGAGAGAAUAUUGAGAGAUUAACUGAAUUAAAAGCACUUGAACUAGAAAAUAAGAAGAUGGUAGAUCUUGCUAAGGAAUUGUCUGAAAAGCAGGCUAAAUUAGACAAAAAACAGUUAGAAUUCAAUAAUAUCGAUAAACAAUUAAAGGAAAAGGAAAAGCUACUAGAAUUUCAAAUCAAUGAAAAGAAGAGUAUGAUUAAAGAAAUAGAAGAAAGAGAUUCCAAAUUAAAAAAUCUUGAAAAAUCAUUAAAGGCAAAGGAAUUAGAGCUUGAGAAACAGAAACAAGAAUUAAAACUUCAAAAACAAACCGUACAAUCAUUACCCAAUAAUGAAUUACAAGAGAAGAUUGAAAAAUUGAAACAAUUAAAUAAUGAUGUUAUAACUAAAGAAUCUUCACAAACUCCUGAAGAACCAAUAAAGCUUAGUAUUGAAGAACAACAAAUUAAUAAUAUGCCUAAAUCUAAAAGAGAUGAAAUUAAUAGUACCUUACAAUCCAAGAAAAAUAGUUGGUUACUGAUAUAUAAAGAUUCUAAGGCAUAUUCUGAACGUUAUGCAGGAACUGAUAAACUUAUAACAGUAUUUUGUCAAAUAGAUGGGAUUCUCCUGAAGAUUGUAGCUUAUGAUUAUGAUGAACGAUCUAAAUUAGUUACCGGAGUUUUACCAAGUGAAAGAUCUUGGAAACUUUUAGAUCAAGAAACUGGUGAAUUAAUUAUAAAUAUUAGUAAAUGGACAAAAGAUAUUCAAGAUAUUAUGCUUAAUGGAUUUUUUAGAAUUAUUACUUGUGUUUUAUAUCAAACAAGAGCAUUAAUUGUUAAACGAAUUAAUUCAAUAUUAACUAAAGUAAUUCAACUGUAUAUAAGAAAAAGAAGUGAAAGUCAAGAAUUAAAUGAUAAAAUAAUUGAAUUACAACAAUCAUCAAUUUUAAAUAAUGAUAUUAUUGCUACUAUGUUUUUAAAUUCUCGUCCUGAUUAUUUAAAUAUUAGUAUUCCUAAUAAAUUUGCUGGGACUUGGUCAAAGAGAAAUACUAAUAUAGAAACUGUACAAAAGGAAUAUAAUCUUUAUGAUUUUAAUAAGAAUUUAAGACCAAUUUAUCAACAAUAUUAUUUACCAUUAGGAUCUUAUUCAAAUAUAACCGAAAUGAGUGGAUUUUUAUUUAAUGUGGUCAAUGAAUUUAUUGAAGUUUACAAUAAGCAUAAUCCAAAUAAUAGAAUAGACUAUAGUUCAUUUUGUAUAAACAAUUAAAUUAUGUAUGAAUACAUAUAAUUCAAGGUGAUGCCGUCAUUGAUGGCAGUGACUUUGAUGGAAGAUAUUUAUCUUUAUAUAUCCAACUAUUCCCAAUAGAUUUUACGCCAAAGAUUUCUCCAAGUCGUAGCCAAGCAGCAGCUUGAUAAAGAUCUUUUUUAUGAUUCUUAGUUUUAUUAGACCAUAUUUCUCCUAAAAG
Messenger RNA from Scheffersomyces amazonensis, 2355 nucleotides. RefSeq lists its product as uncharacterized. NCBI's taxonomy places the organism in Eukaryota, Fungi, Ascomycota, Pichiomycetes, Serinales, Debaryomycetaceae. The record is from RefSeq and is a predicted model, not a curated record. The transcript has a single exon. Bases 105 to 2156 code for a protein of 683 amino acids.